Molecule: messenger RNA, 1407 nt
Organism: Pseudophryne corroboree (corroboree frog)
Lineage: Eukaryota; Metazoa; Chordata; Amphibia; Anura; Myobatrachidae
Exons: 3
Coding region: 1-1407 (468 amino acids)
Source: RefSeq, a predicted model, not a curated record
AUGGCCAUCGAUCGCUGUGCUGCAACAGACCCAGCCACUGAUCUCCGUCAGACCCAGCCACCGAUCACCAUUAGACUCAGCCACAGAUCUCCGUCAGACCCAGCCACCGAUCUCCCUCAGACCCAACCGCUGUUCACCGUCAGACCCAGCCGGCGAUCACCAUCUAAUCCAACCGCCGAUCUCCCUCAGACCCAGCCACCGAUCACCAUCACACUCAGCCACAGAUCUCCCUCAGACCCCGCCACCGAUCUCCCUCAUACCCAACCGCCGAUCUCCCUCAGACCCAGCCACAGAUCUCCGUCAGACCCUGCCACGAUCUCCAUCAGGCCCCACCACCGAUCUCCCUCAGACCCAGCCACAGAUCUUCGUCAGACCCAGCCACCGAUCUCCUUCAGACCCAGCCACCGAUCUCCUUCAGACCCAGCCACCGAUCUCCAUCAGACCCAGCCACCGAUCUCCUUCAGACCCAGCCACCGAUCUCCUUCAGACCCAGCCACCGAUCUCCUUCAGACCCAGCCACCGAUCUCCUUCAGACCCAGCCACCGAUCUCCAUCAGACCGAGCCGACCCAGCCACCGAUCACUGUCAGACCCAGCCACCAAUUUCCGUCAGACCCAGCCGCGAUCUCCGUCAGACCCAGCCACUGAUCUCCGUCAGACCCAGCCGCCGAUCUCCGUCAGACCCAGCCGCCGAUCUCCAUCAGAAUCAGCCGCCGAUCUCCAUCAAAACCAGCCACCGAUCUCCGUCAGACCCACCUCCCAAUCUCCUUCAGACCCAGCCCCCGAUCUCCAUCAGACCCAGCCACCGAUCUCCUACAGACCCAACCCCCGAUCUCCAUCAGACCCAGCCACCGAUCUCCUUCAGACCCAACCCCCGAUCUCCAUCAGACCCAGCCACCGAUCUCCUUCAGACCCAUCCCCCGAUCUCCAUCAGACCCAGCCACCGAUCUCCUUCAGACCCAACCCCCGAUCUCCCAUCAGACCCAGCCCCCGAUGUCCAUCAGCCCCAGCCCCCGAUCUCCUUCAGACCCAGCCCCCGAUCUCCAUCAGACCCACCUCCCAAUCUCCUUCAGACCCAGCCCCCGAUCUCCAUCAGACCCAGCCACCGAUCUCCUACAGACCCAACCCCCGAUCUCCAUCAGACCCAGCCACCGAUCUCCUUCAGACCCAACCCCCGAUCUCCAUCAGACCCAGCCACCGAUCUCCUUCAGACCCAACCCCCGAUCUCCAUCAGACCCAGCCACCGAUCUCCUUCAGACCCAACCCCCGAUCUCCAUCAGACCCAGCCACCGAACUCCUUCAGACCCAGCCCCCGAUCUCCCAUCAGACCCAGCCCCCGAUGUCCAUCAGACCCAGCCCCCGAUCUCCAUCAGACCCAGCCCCUGAUGUCCAUGAGACCCAGCCCCUGA